AGCAGGAGAACAAUCAUCAAAACGAUUUGACUACUCUCCACGAACAAAACGAACAACUCCAAGCCAAAGCCCAACAAUCAAUCCAAUCUCUCCAAGCCCAAAUCCGGGAUUUAGAAAAGCUCCUGGAAAUCUACCAAACAGAUUUAGAAGCCAAAAACCAAAAAUUAGCCGAAAAGGAGGCCAGCAACUUUUUCCCCAUGCCGGAGCAAUCCUUUUUAAGUGACGAAAUACAAAAAGAACUUGACCAAAAGAAAAUUGCGGAAUUAGCCAAAGCCAAACAAAUAGUUAUAAAUCUCAACCAUGAUUCUUUUCAUCCUUCUAAUCGUCCUCCCCAUCGCCGGAGUAAUACUAUUGCUGCUUUUAAUUCCGAAUCUAAUUUUGCACGGAAACAAACCCAAGGUUUAUAUUCUACUCAGCCAACUCCGCAAAUGAAAGAAAGUGGGGGAGAAGAGAGCGACUACUUCAAUUUCUCCGAAACUACUAUCAAUGCCUUUGGCAAAUCCGAAGACGAACCCGGAGCACCUAUUUCUCAGAUUACUACUGCCUCAACCAUUGUUGAGCCCGCAAACCACGAGAACGAAGAAGAAGAUAUUAAACACCUCGAAGAAAUGUUUGAAGAAGGAAAAGCCUGA
Molecule: messenger RNA, 632 nt
Organism: Racocetra persica
Lineage: Eukaryota; Fungi; Glomeromycota; Glomeromycetes; Diversisporales; Gigasporaceae
Source: the annotation of a GenBank genome assembly